Microsporum canis CBS 113480 is the source of this 399-nucleotide messenger RNA. RefSeq lists its product as uncharacterized. The transcript has 2 exons. Lineage: Eukaryota; Fungi; Ascomycota; Eurotiomycetes; Onygenales; Arthrodermataceae. The record is from RefSeq and is a predicted model, not a curated record. The coding region runs from base 1 to 399 and encodes 132 amino acids.
AUGUAUGUUCUCAAUGCCCGAACUCGCGUGCUUUGCUCGACAGCUCCAUAUGAAUCAGAGAUGGCACCGGCCACACAUAUUCUCGAAUGCUGCAAUGCUGACGCCAGGAAGAGCUCUGAACGGAUAGCACCACGCACAUAUUCAUACCGUGCCACAACAUGUGUUCCGUUGGAUAAGCCCAGGCCAUCAAAACGCUAUAUCCGCCUCACGAUGACAUAUUUGCGGACCGGGAUAGGCUGGAAAGUCGAAGCGCCACGAGAACAGGGCCUGGUAAAAAAAAAAAAAAAAAAACAGUUGGAACGUUCAGCAACGGCGGUAUCUCGUACCCUCAUAUAUUUUUCCAUAACAUAUUCCCCUCCUUGUCCAGCCAGUGAACCAUGCCAUAAGGAGGAAACGUAG